Pteropus alecto (black flying fox) is the source of this 7038-nucleotide messenger RNA. RefSeq names its product natriuretic peptide receptor 3 (gene NPR3). Gene Ontology annotation, biological process: vasodilation; regulation of blood pressure. Gene Ontology annotation, molecular function: natriuretic peptide receptor activity; peptide hormone binding. The coding region runs from base 185 to 1798 and encodes 537 amino acids. Gene Ontology annotation, cellular component: membrane. The transcript is spliced from 8 exons. Lineage: Eukaryota; Metazoa; Chordata; Mammalia; Chiroptera; Pteropodidae. The record is from RefSeq and is a predicted model, not a curated record.
GUGACAUUGCAAAGAAGGACUCUUCCUCUUUAUCUUUUGGCGUUAGCGAAGGGGGUAUUCUAUUUUCUUAGAGCGCCCAAGGGGGCGCAGGGACCUCGGAGAGGAGAGUGGGGAGGAAAGAGGAAGGCUGGGUAGGGGGCAGAGGGCGAGUCGGCAGUCAGGGCAGGCGCUUUCCUGCGGCACGAUGCGGUCCCGGCUGGUGCUCACUUUCUCCGCGUGCGUCUUGCUCGGCUGGGCGUCGCUGGCCGGCAGCGCGGGUGGCGGUGGCGGCGGGGUCGAGGGCCUGGGUGGCGGGCGCCGGGAGAGAGAGACGCUGCCGCCGCAGAAGAUCGAGGUGCUGGUGCUGUUGCCCCAGGACGACUCGUACCUGUUCUCCCUGGCUCGGGUGCGGCCGGCCAUCGAAUACGCGCUCCGCAGCGUGGAGGGCAACGGGACCGGGCCGCGUCUCCUGCUGCCCGGCACUCGCUUUCAGGUGGCCUAUGAAGACUCAGAUUGCGGCAACCGCGCACUCUUCAGCCUGGUGGACCGCGUGGCAGCGGCGCGGGGCACCAAGCCGGACCUCAUCCUGGGGCCGGUGUGCGAGUACGCGGCGGCGCCGGUGGCCCGGCUUGCGUCGCACUGGAACUUGCCCAUGCUGUCGGCCGGCGCUCUGGCCACUGGCUUCCAGCACAAAGACACGGAGUACACGCACCUCACGCGCGUGUCUCCCGCGUAUGCCAAGAUGGGCGAGAUGAUGCUCGCCCUGUUCCGCCACCACCAGUGGAGCCGCGCGGUGCUGCUUUACAGCGACGACAAGCUGGAGCGGAACUGCUACUUCACCAUCGAAGGGGUCCACGAGGUCUUCCAGGAGGAGGGUUUUUACACGUCCCCCUACAGUUUCUAUGAGACCAAAGACUUGGACCUGGACGAAAUCGUACGCUACAUCCAGGCCAGCGAGCGAGUGGUGAUCAUGUGUGCGAGCAGCGACACCAUCCGGGGCAUCAUGCUGGCAGCGCACAGGCACGGGAUGACCAGCGGGGACUACGCCUUCUUCAACAUCGAGCUCUUCAACAGUUCUUCCUACGGAGAUGGCUCGUGGAAGAGAGGAGACAAACAUGACUUUGAAGCUAAGCAGGCGUACUCAUCCCUCCAAACAAUCACUCUACUGAGGACAGUGAAACCCGAGUUUGAGAAGUUUUCCAUGGAGGUGAAAAGUUCUGUUGAGAAACAGGGGCUCAACGAGGAGGAUUACGUGAACAUGUUCGUUGAAGGAUUCCAUGACGCCAUUCUCCUCUAUGUCCUGGCUUUGCACGAAGUACUCAGAGCUGGUUACAGCAAGAAAGAUGGGGGGAAAAUUAUCCAGCAGACUUGGAACAGAACAUUUGAAGGUAUCGCUGGGCAGGUGUCCAUAGAUGCCAACGGAGACCGAUAUGGGGAUUUCUCCGUGAUCGCCAUGACCGACGUAGAGGCGGGCACCCAGGAGGUUAUUGGUGAUUACUUCGGAAAAGAAGGUCGUUUUGAAAUGAGGCCCAAUGUCAAAUAUCCUUGGGGACCUUUAAAACUGAGAAUAGAUGAAACCAGAAUUGUGGAGCACACAAACAGCUCUCCUUGCAAAUCAUCAGGUGGCCUAGAGGAAUCAGCGGUGACAGGAAUUGUCGUGGGGGCCUUACUAGGAGCUGGCUUGCUAAUGGCCUUCUACUUUUUCAGGAAGAAAUACAGAAUAACCAUUGAGAGGCGAAACCAGCAAGAAGAACGUAAUGUUGGAAAACAUCGCGAGUUACGGGAAGAUUCCAUCAGAUCUCAUUUUUCCGUGGCUUAAAAGGAAAGCUUUUCUUCUGGCCUGAGAUUCUUUAAGGAGAUUGAUGGGAUGAAAGACAUCAAUGGAACAGAAGGGGUGCUCUUGAAGAACUCAUUCUUUUAAGCAGUUAGUCAUUUUAUUGUAAAAUUUCUUUAGAAGCUCAGGAAUUAUUAAUCACCACAUGCCCCUCUGGCCUUUCAUGUCAUGACAAACAAAUAUAAGGAUAUAACGUCACUCUGUUAAACAUUUAUACUGUUUCAAGGGCAUAGGAUUAGAUUUAUGUUUUGGAAAUCUGAUGUCUCCAUAUCUUGAUGGCUUUGGGGGCAUUUCACACAAGGCUAUAAAAUGUGGUUUUCUUAAAUGAAAUGUUUUAUAGCUAGAAUAAAAUCAUUUUUAUAAGUAGAAUAUUCUUGGAAAGAAUUUAACGCCCAACAAGAGGAAAAUGUAAUGAAAAAUCUCAAGGCUAGAAAUACAGCGUUCCUUUCUCUCGUGCUGGCAGGUUGGAGGGGGAGGACUGCUCUGUCCGAUCGCAUACAUUCAGGUCCUGACUUCGUAUCUUGAGAAAAGAAUUUCCUCCCUGUCUCCUUCAGUGUCUCAUAGAAGCUGCUCUGGAUAGUCGUAACUAUUAAUGAGAUAAGAGGAUUUAUACAAGAAAAGCCAAUCUAAAAUGUUUCAGUUUUUUAAAUGUAAAAAAGCCCUAUUUCACACUAACAUUUUAUUUUAAAGUAUUUUAAUCUUCUAUUUUGCUAUUAGAAAAUGUGUCUAUUUUUUCAUUAUGAAGAUUUAAUUUCACCUAUAUUUUAAAAGCAUAGGUAAAGUGUACAACAAACCAAUGAUGAUGAAAGAUGCUUCUCUUUUUCUCCAUUUCCCUCCUCCCCUUGGCCAGAGCCAAAUGCACAUUGCUGCUUAAUUACAGAGAUCUCAAAACGUAUUGAGAUUAUAGACUCUACAGGAGUGCAUCGAUUUACCUGUUUUAAAUGCAAGUUAUUUUAGGGAUGUACCCCUUCCAAUUCUGGCCACACGAUAAGUUUCAGAAUCAAGGGUGACAUUUACUAGAAUUACAGGGAGUUAGAAACUUGAGGGGAAGCACCAAAGUGAUAAAUUAAAAAAAUUCAUACGUGACAUUUUACUGAAAUUUACAGUGACAAUUUUGGUUUAAAGAGGAAAUCUAAUGAGCCUCUAUCUUCUCUUUCCUUCGACUCCAUGGAGCUUUGUAAUCACCCACCAAUAACCCGUCUAACAGUGGGUUGGGUGUGGAUAUAAGGAAUUUGAACAAAGUCGAAAAAGUAUUUACUGAAUAUCUACUUUGCACCCAGUAUUCUGCACACAGGUUUAAAUUCGGGGUGCCACUUUCACUUAUAAUUUGUGGAGAAAAUAGACAGUGAGGGAAGAAUGGGAAGUUGCUGGAUGAGCAUACCACCUUGUAAUUACGUCACCAGGUCCUUGGUGACAUUUUGAGUAUGUGGAAAACAGUUUUAAAAGUUAUCUUAAUGUCUACAAAAGGCCAUGUGUAGGGAGGAAAAUAGGGGAGUUUGAACAAUUCCUUGGUAGUGAUGGAGGUGAUAGUUCACACAGGUAAUGGCGGAGGCAGAGCGAGUGAAAACCGCGAGCAUUGGAAGCUGGCCCCGGCUUGCUCCCACGGAGGAGUCUGCCUCUGGCACUCCUACUUCAGCCAGUCAAAGCAAAUGGGUUAUCUCUGAGCGAGGCAUAUUUCCCCUUUAUUGUUUAAAAAUGGAUUGCAGGCAGCUGGAGAACAUGAUAAAAGAAUGAACUAUGACCAACUGAAACAACUAGGUCGUAGUCCUCCAUGUUGGAUGCAAAGGAAAAAGUGGUGGAUUCGAAAAAAGGUGGAAAGAGAAGGCAAGAGAGGCAAACCGCAGAAACUCUAAUGUAGGAAGAGAAACUGGGAAGCAAAAUCCUGGAGAGCAAAGCGUUUAACAGCUCGAGGCUCUUCAGAGUGAAAACAGAAUGGAAGGUUUGCAUCCAUUUUAUUUUUGUGAAUUGAGAGCUUAUUUCUCUCUCAUUUUUAUUUUUCAGUGAUGUUUUCCAUAUAUUUUAUCUUGUGUUUGUAAAAACAUUAAAAUUUCAAGCCUAUGUGCUUAUUACAGGGGGAAAAACACUCUACCUGGUUGCAGUCUUUGGAUACAAACGUUUCCGACCUUUCUAGAACCUACGUAGGGGCCCAGUGUUAACUCUAACAUUUUAAAAGCAAAUAUCUUUUAUUUCUACUUUAAGUAGAGGAAUAAUUCUAAAGUUAAAAAUCAUAAGAAUUUAGUCUUUUAAAAACGGCACAACAAAUCGCGGGGUUUCUCAUAUGUGGAUGCCAUUCUCUUCCAGUCUUAAAGCAGUUCUAGGGUUCUUAAUGUUGAUUGUGUAUUAACAUCUCUGUUUAUUCUUUCUUCCUCGAAAUCAUCAAAACUCUGGUAACUUUUGAAAACUCCAUUAAGUUGGAAAUCUUUGUUAAAAGCAUAGGUGUUUGGCCCAAGGUUACCCUGGGUUAAGGCCUGUGGAAAUGACAAUUUGGGAUUUAAGUUCCUAACUGCUAAGCAACAUCUUUGACAACUAGUCACUCACAGUCCACCAGUAGCCGCAUAUCAUAUAGUAAAAUAAUUGGGGCUUUAGUUCUUAAAUCAUUCUGUAAAUUUUUAGCAUGUUCAGAUUUAAAAAGGGAUACUCCAUCAGUAUUUUCUCAUCUGGCCAAACAUCAGGUGACCUUUUGAUACAGGUCAAAAUGAGUAUAUACUUUUUGUACACAUUCGUGGUGUUGGAAAUAAGUGUAGGUUUUAUGGCUAUUAUUGUCACCUUCUUAGAUUUUUUUUCCUGGACUCAGAAAUGAAAGCUUUCCCUAGAUGAACACUUGUACCCAGAAAGCAUUUUCUGUAUAGCGUGCCUUUCUUCCCCAAGACUGACUCCCGGUUCCACGAGGAAGCCCCUACAUUAUACUUCUUAGAAGAGCCAUUAACUUGGCCUUUUCUGUACCACAGAUAUGGUUCUACAGGCUUUAAAAUAGUUCUUUCCAUUUCAGAAGUGAUAUUUAAUGGAGGGAAGGGAGAAAUGUAUGGAAAGAGGAUGCCUUCUUUUCUUCUCUUCCUUAAAUUCAAAGACUUUAUAUCCAGAUGCUUCUCCCUAUUCACAGGCUUUUAGGGUCUUAAAUGUCUUCAAGGCACCUGUGUCCUCUUUGCCCUUGAUGAACUACUUUCCUUCUGGUUGUCGCUGAUGUUGGCAGUGUAAGGGAUGCCGUUAGCGGGGAGAUGAAGGCCACUGUAUAGAUCUCAUAUGGACAGUGACAGGAAUUCAGAAAGUAGGUUCCAGUGACAUCACCUUCUUGUGAGUGAGUAUACAGUGGCUAUUUGUGGAAAUCUGUUUAGGAGACCAAAUAGAAUAUUAUGCUACUGGUAUUAAGGGAGUAUUUAUAAGCUGAAAGGAACACAUGCCUGUGUUUCUAAGUUCUUUUGGGACACAAAGAACUUAGAUGCUGAGUGGAUGCUGUCAUAAAGCCAAAUGUUAACCAAAAUUCGGCUGCUUGAUCUGUUUCAUGCGUUUGUUUAGUUAUUGCUGUGAGGUUCAGUGCAUCAUGAAGAAGCUGAUAAUGAACUGAAUGAACUUCUUUAGUGGAAAAAACUGAAAUUGUCUAAAAACAUGGAAUACGUUUUAGGGGCAGUGUGGCAGCAGAGAGAAUGAGAUGGUGCUGUUCCGGAAGCUCUGUUUCUCUUUCAGUUGAUCUUUAGAACUUGGAAUAACCAAUAAUUUAGUCCCUCUUCAACAGCCAGACUCAACAAGAAGCUUGGGCACACCCAGAAAGAAGAAUCAGGAGCUCGAUUCUCCAAAAGAAACAGAAGAGGGUACAAUUGCACACUGCCACUGUCUUUACCACCCCGUCCUCUCCCACACCCAUCCCCCCUCCAUUACGGCUCCAGGGAUGCGUCAGCAUCUCCCCAGGCAGGCGGAACUUGUAGUGGGACCUCCAUACUUCCUCAGAGCGUAAGACGACAACACGGUGCUGGCUGUAAGAAUGGAGCUGGUUUUUGAUCAGAACCCUUAAGCUAACGUGACCACACAUGCUCUGGGAUAGUUCAAGCCUGUGAUGUGCAGAGACUCCAACAAGCCUGGCUUUGGUCUUCAACAGGUCGAGCUCAUCCAUAGCUCUUGCAGACAUAUCCCAUAGCUAGACUCUAGGAUUAAAAUGACUUUCAAAAAGUGCUGGAUUAGAAUUUGUUCAAAUUUCUCAUUAACCACUAAUGUUAAUUCAUACCAAAGGCAAAGCAAUUCUAAACCAGCUGAUGCUGUUAACGUUCAUAUUUUCAUCUACUUCAGACACGGGAAGGGUUUCUAUGGGAGCCGAGUCUCGGAAGUAAAAAUCCAUACAUUGUACUAGUACUUUGAUGUAUCAGGUGUGGGAUGAUUCCCAGGGGAGAGAUUUGAACAAGUGGAAUUAAGAGUUAGCAAAAAUGCUGCAUUGCUUUGAGUCACGUGUUUCAAGACCUACAUUUCUAUGCAACAAGGAAUAAAGGGCCCAUUCACCAAGUGUAAGUCACAACAUAGCCCACCAAAUUGUUUCUUAUUUGCUAAGAGAACAAAGCUAUUGCAGCACAUAAUAAUUCGGCAGAGAAGGUUGAUUUGGAUUUUGGAAGGAAAAUUUAUAUUUCGAAGCAGGAUGUUCUGGUUAUCAUUCAAUGCCGAGAUCUGACAAUGUUCACUGUGGUGUGUCUUACGUACGAGACAGCAAUGCGGUGCCCUGGAGAGCUGGAAGGCGCUGUUGAGUUUGCAGACCCUUUCGCUGGGCCCUGGGGAUCCGAGGUUUGUUCCCUGUGCACGAGGAAUGGGCGAAACCAGGAGGGCAUGGUGUAGGCACUGUGGAGGAUUACUUCUGCAGCCCUGGUCUUCUGGGCUUUGUUAUUCAUUGUUAAUUUAAAUAUAAGAUUACCAAACAAUACAAACCUACCAUAAGUCCGGUAGAAAAGUAUAAGUAAAAGCUGCACAAGCAACAUACAGCUUAUUAUUCUAAUGUAAGUAGAACUAUCUGCAUAUAAUGUGAUUUAAUUUAUUGUUGUGUAGAAAAUGAGAAUUCCUGACUGUGGAUAUAACCCCUGUUUUGUAUAAUAUAUUUUAUUUCUGGUGCAAACUGGUCACUUAAAGUACCUAUUUCAUUUGGUAUUGGAUAUAAAUGUGUAUGUGUUCUUGUAAAUGUUUCUAUUAAGCAAGAAUGCCACAUGCUCACAGUAUAACAACGUGUUCUCAUUAAAAAAUACAUCCCACUGAAA